UUUGUUUCCCUCCCUGUCCCUCUCACCCAUCGUAGGUCUGGAUUGUUCUGUGUCCCAUCCUCCGUUCCCAAGCACGAGGAUCCCCCGGCUGAUGCCUGCACUAACGGAGCUGCUGAUGGCAGAGGUGGCACAGAGGGUGAACCAGAGCCACAGCCCGCUGGUGAGCUGCCUGCCAAGGACAAUGCUGAGGAGCAGGUGCCACCCCUGCUGCCAGCACCGGGCACCCUCCCUCCCUACCCGCCCUACUUCGAGGGAGCCCCCUUCCCCCGGCCCCUGUGGCUGCGCCACACCUACAACCAGUGGGUCCCGCAGCCGCCCCCACGGAGCAUAAAGAGAACCAGGAGGCGWUUGUCCCGCAACAGGGACCCGGGCAGGCUCAUCAUGAGCACCAUCAGGCUGCGGCCCAGGCAGGUGCUGUGCGAGAAGUGCAAGAACACUCUGAACCCCGAGGACGCCAGCGCCCCGCGGCAGAACGCCAAAGGCAGGAGGAAGCUGGGCAUUCAGGACAAGGAGCAGAAAAAGCACAGCGACUCUGACUACGGGGAGAAAAGGAACAAAAGAGAAAAGAGGGAGGAUGACAAGUUUUCUGGGGAACUGGUGCAUCGAACACCAGUUAUAAAAAUAUCCUAUAGUACUCCACAAGGGAAAGGUGAAGUGGUAAAAAUCCCUUCCCGGGUUCAUGGCUCAGUCAAAGCGUUCUGYCAGGAGCGAGUAUUGCAGAACGGAGCUGGGGACCAAGAGGAGAGCAGGGACUCUGAACAGUGUCGACAAACCAAAUGUUUAAUGGACAGGUCAGCAGGCAGCCAGCUUGCUUCCAUUCCAAAACUGAAGCUCACACGGCCAGUGCAUUCCAGUGUGGAUGUGCCACCCCCAAAGAUACGGCUGAAGCCCCAUCGCAUCAACGAUGGGCAGAGCGUUUCCAUUUAUAAGGCAGAGCUGAUUGAUGAAAUCAAUGUCCUUCAGAACAGCAGGGAGUCCAAUCCUGGAGCAUUCUACAAUGAUGAGUCCACYGACAGGAGUUUGGCUGAAAUGUCUUCAGGAAGUUCAGGUGAAGAUGAUGACUUUAAAAGGUUUCCCCCGGGUAAAGAUGGACAUGAGAACUUGGCUUUCCUCAUGAAUUACCGUAAAAGAAAAGCAGAUUCUUCUAGUUUAUCMGUGUGUAGCAAUGACAGUCUAGAUGAAUCCAAAUCUUCUAGUUCAGAGGUGACAUCACCAGAACUGUGUGACUUUUUGCCUGGUGAUGAUGCUUCCGUCUCUUCAUCUUCAAAAGAUGAGCGUAAAAUUGUGCCACCACUGACAGUCAGACUGCACACCCAGAGUGUGUCUAAAUGUGUUACAGAAGAUGGGAGGACUGUUUCGGUGGGGGAUAUUGUCUGGGGUAAAAUUCAUGGGUUUCCCUGGUGGCCAGCACGUGUUCUUGACAUAAACCUUAGCCAGAAGGAAAACGGGGAGCCUUCGUGGCGAGAAGCUAAAGUGUCAUGGUUUGGUUCUCCAACCACUUCCUUCUUGUCUGUCUCAAAACUCUCUCCUUUCUCGGAAUUUUUCAAACUGAGAUUUAAUCGCAAGAAGAAAGGGAUGUACCGGAAAGCAAUCACAGAAGCUGCAAAGGCAGUUGAGCACCUGACUCCAGAAAUAAGAGAUCUCUUAACACAGUUUGAGACAUAACUUUGCCUCCAGUAUCAGGUAACAGAAGACAAGCUCAGCUGUUCUCCUAGAGGCUCACCGAGUCUGGAACACCCUGAGGUGCCCCWGGAGAACGGGAGCUGGGGGCACACGGCACGAGGACAGAGCUCCUGGCACAGUGUCCAGUUCCAGCAGGACAGGGACAGGCACCGGGACACGGAGCUGGGAGCUCUCCUGGUGAGAGGCAGGAAAGGCUUGAGGAUCUCCUACCCUACAAUGAGAAUGUGACUGGAUGGACAGCAAUGAACYAGGAGAACAGCAAAAACCACACCUYRGAAUGUAUUUAUUACUUCAAAGUUAGCUAUUCUUGAUAAAAUCCCCCAGAUUAUUGCUGCUGCUUAUUUUACUUACAGAUUUCACACACUUGUUAAUUUUAAAGCUGCCGAACUUUUAUUCAAUACUGUACUCUGAGAAAUGUAAUUGGGUCAGGACAUGCAAUAGAACGAAAUCAUUGUAGUGUUUAAAUGCAAUGGACUCACUUUGUGUCUAUUAAACCUUGGAAGAUGUGCAACUCACAGCCAUGUGGCUCUCAUUGCA
Molecule: messenger RNA, 2220 nt
Organism: Malurus melanocephalus (red-backed fairy wren)
Lineage: Eukaryota; Metazoa; Chordata; Aves; Passeriformes; Maluridae
Gene: PWWP2B
Product: PWWP domain containing 2B
Exons: 2
Cellular component (GO): nucleoplasm; nucleus
Source: RefSeq, a predicted model, not a curated record